Molecule: messenger RNA, 1569 nt
Organism: Quercus robur (English oak)
Lineage: Eukaryota; Viridiplantae; Streptophyta; Magnoliopsida; Fagales; Fagaceae
Product: gibberellin 3-beta-dioxygenase 1-like
Exons: 2
Coding region: 119-1180 (353 amino acids)
Biological process (GO): response to light stimulus; gibberellin biosynthetic process
Molecular function (GO): gibberellin 3-beta-dioxygenase activity
Source: RefSeq, a predicted model, not a curated record
UUGUUCAUUCUAGUAGAUAACACAUCUACUCAGUUCUCAUAGACAAUAGAGAGGUCAAAGUUCUAACCCUUUGCUUCAAUUUUGAAGUUCUAAGUUCUAACCCUUUGCUUCCGUGACCAUGAGUACUCUCUCUGAAGCCUAUGAAGACCUCCCUCUUGAUCUCCAGCAUAUCAAACCCGUAGACUUUGCUUCUCUCCGAGCUGUGCCUGACUCGCAUGUUUGGCAUGAUUCAUCAUUUGGGGCCUGCUCCGAUGAGCAUGAAAACUCGUUGGUGCCUGUGAUCGACCUCGAGGAUUCCAAUGCCACAGAGCUUAUAGGCCAAGCAUGUGAGACAUUGGGUGUGUUCCAAUUGAAGAACCAUGGGAUACCCUUGAGUCUUAUAGAGGCGGUAGAGUCCGAGGCUGCAAGGUUCUUUGCUCUGUCGGCUCGACAAAAAUUGAAGGCCCUACGGUCUCCUGGUGGGGCCACCGGAUACGGCAUAGCUCGAAUAGCGCCAUUCUUUUCCAAGUAUAUGUGGCAUGAAGGUUUUACCAUCAUGGGUUCUCCUGUUGAUCAUGUUAAGGAACUUUGGCCCCAUGACCAUGAAAGGUUUUGUGAUGUAAUGGAAGAUUAUCAGAAGAAAAUGAAGGUUUUGGCGGAGCGAUUAACCCGCCUAAUCUUCAAGUCCUUGAACAUCUCUGAUGAAGAAAUAAGCUGGCUAAGUUCAACCAGCAAUGACUCUGGAAGUACUAGUCGUGUCAGCGCAGCUUUACAGCUAAAUUCCUAUCCCCCAUGUCCAGAACCAAACCAAACCAUGGGUCUAGCCCCUCACACCGACACUUUCCUCUUGACUAUCCUCCACCAAACUCAAACAAACGGCCUCCAAAUCUUCAAAGACGGAGUCGGAUGGCUUCCAGUUCCUCCAGUUGAAGGUGCACUCGUGGUUAACAUGGGUGAUCUCUUCCAUAUCCUCACCAAUGCACGAUUUACAAACGUUCUUCAUCGUGUCGUCGUCAGUGGAACCCAGCAACGCUUGUCCACUGCCUACUUCUACGGCCCUCCUAUUGAUUUCAUUCUUUCUCCUUUCUCUAAAGUUUUGAACUCAGCUCAAGCUCCUCAUUACCGCUCUGUUGCAGUGAAAGAGUAUGUUGCUAUCAAGGCCCAGAAUCUUGAGAAAGCACUUUCGUUUAUUAGAGCUUAAGGAGAUUGAUUUUUUUCCCACCAAUAAUGAGAUUAUGGGUUCUGUUAGAUGGCAAAGUAGCUGUCUUAAGUUUGACUAGGAGCUCCCUAGUUUAAGUCCGGGCACUACUACUUUGAAAAGACUCUCUGGACCAACGAUUUAUCCUGUUAUAAGUCCACCCAUGGCGAAUAGUGAUUAGUCUCUGGUUGAAAGUUUUGAGAAAAAACUGUGGUAAAAAAAAAAAAAAAAAAAAAAAACUUCCAUCUGUAUCAUAUUUUGAUGUCAACUAUCACAUAUGUUAAUACUUAAUAGUUGGUAGUUCAAAAUAAGAGGAGUGGUGUGCACAAAAAGCUUGUACGUACAAUAAGUGUGCAAAUUCACUUUCUAUAAUAGUAUGAGAAUUAGGGUAA